Messenger RNA from Synchytrium microbalum, 1629 nucleotides. RefSeq lists its product as uncharacterized. The transcript is spliced from 10 exons. The record is from RefSeq and is a predicted model, not a curated record. The coding region runs from base 1 to 1629 and encodes 542 amino acids. Lineage: Eukaryota; Fungi; Chytridiomycota; Chytridiomycetes; Synchytriales; Synchytriaceae.
AUGGGACAUAGUACAUCCAUCGGCGAGGAAACGGGUAUAUGGAGCGCGGAUUCCUUUCAGGGCUUACCUGAAGCCGCUUCAGCAGAUAAGCAGGGAACAGCUCGGGUCGGUGUAGCCGGAGAUAUGCAGACUAAUGAAGACACGUUUUGGCAUAACUUAGAUGAGGCUGGGUUUCCAAAAGACUCAGAGAGGGUUGUCUUGCUGAGAGAGUGGUUUAAUGAGACAUUACCAAGUGCGCCGGUGAAGCAGACAUCCUUUUUGAGAUUAGAUGGUGACAGGUAUGUUUCUACAAUCGAUGCUCUAGUUGCUCUGUACGACCGAGUAUCAGACGGCGCACCUGUAUACGUAAACGACUAUGGCUCCUUUAAUGGAUGCAAGGUCGCGGUCACUGAGGAACAAACCUCAGAAACUCCAGGUGCAUUCAAGGCCGAUCACGAUGAUAGAGAGGAAUUAAUUCAAAACACACAAGCCAAUGACGAGCAAGAUGACGACAAGCUACCUCUAGUCAUUCCCUUGAUUGUCAAGAUGAGAAUCACCUUCAAAGAACAACAACCAACACCCUUUCCAAUGGCCUCAAGCAAUAGUAAUAAUAGUAGCAAUGGUGCUUUAGCUAGUAUUCCUGUUAGCAAUCCAUCUCGCGAAGAACCUAUAUGGGGUCUCAAUGUCAUGAAGGAGGCUGCAUCAGAUAAACCUAUAGAAUCAACACCUAAUCCAGACUCUACCGCUGUCAAAUCAACUCCCAUGACAGAAGACGAACGAGGCAUCGCUGCACCGAUAUCAGAAGCAUGUGGUGGAACCGCUUCCAAUACGAUCAUAACCUCAUUACCAAUACUCGCUGAAAAUGGCACUCUUCGUCCUGAGGAACCAACUCUCGACGAAUACAACAAGGUGCUACGUGGUAUUGGCUGGAAGGAAGGGGAAAGAUUGGGUAAACCCAAGACAGUCGUUGCACCUAUACUAUCAGCUAGACGGCCGGCCUUGCUGAGAUUAGGUGCCAAACCUCCGCCGAUGAUAGAAAACAAGACAGAUAAGAAGAGAAUACCAAAGCCCAAUGUGUAUAAACCUGAAUUGAUACUCCUCCACCACCGGCAUUGCCUAGAAGGAAUUGAUCAGGACCCUGACUCGAUUUUAGAUUUCAGGAUUGAUGACAAAGUAGUCUGUAAAGCUGGAAAGAAUGAGGGUGAUAUCGGCUACAAAAUAGAAAAGGAGGAUAGUAGCGGUGAAUUGCAAUCCAAAGUAGAUUUGAAUAAUGGUGAUGUCGUCAAAGCAUACUCGGACGAAGUGAAACUCUACUCCAAAUCCACUAAAGGAGCGUCUGAUUAUCGGGAUUCACCUUCUAAACAACAUCAAAAUCGAGUCUUCCAACCAAAGUGGCUUCAAGACGUGAUACCAGGUCAAGGUGCUAUUGUAAAGACUUCUCGUGGAGAUAUAGUAGAUCAUAUCGUAGAUAAACACGUGGAAACCUAUGUGCCAUCAGCUGGGAAGGCUGUCGUAGACCAUGAUAUCGAAAUCAAUGUCUGUAGAAACAGAGAUCGCGUGGAACUAAUCAUGUCACAUGCACAGUACGUUCUGAAUCUGACGGACCUGCAGUAUAUUAGCAUACAGGAAUCCGUUGCUGAUUUGCUGUGA